Messenger RNA from Exophiala mesophila, 2562 nucleotides. RefSeq lists its product as hypothetical. Gene Ontology annotation, biological process: positive regulation of transcription by RNA polymerase II; DNA-templated transcription. The transcript has 6 exons. NCBI's taxonomy places the organism in Eukaryota, Fungi, Ascomycota, Eurotiomycetes, Chaetothyriales, Herpotrichiellaceae. The record is from RefSeq and is a predicted model, not a curated record. Gene Ontology annotation, cellular component: nucleus. Gene Ontology annotation, molecular function: DNA-binding transcription factor activity, RNA polymerase II-specific; sequence-specific DNA binding; zinc ion binding. The coding region runs from base 664 to 2358 and encodes 564 amino acids.
CAUCAAACCAAUCCAACAUUCAACAGGAUUCAAUAGCAAGACGACACACUUCAUCCCGCAAUGCCUCUCGAUCUCACCCACCGCCCGCCAGGAUCAGCCUAGGUGCAUUGAGUUCGGGCUGACCUCGGUCCUCACCAUGGCACAAAUCCCCUCAGACAAGAACUUGGCUGGCCCCUCUGCCAUGAAUCAAGAACGCGAGCCUGUCUAUGCGGCCCGGAAAAAACAGGCGUAGGUCCACGAGGCUUGAGGAGAUACUUGCAUCUCGCUUGAUGUCUUGUAUCGUUGCCAAUAUCGACUGACUCUUGCUGCAGAUGCUCUAGGUGUCAUACGAAAAGGAUCAAGUGUCUGGGAGGACCACCCUGUAGAAAUUGUGCUCUUUCUUCUCUACCCUGCAUAUUUCCUCUGUCGCGCAAACACCGGAGCACAAGCAUCCAACAUGCAACAGUCCAAUUCACUGGUGUUGCCCCAGACGAAAGAUUAUUGGGCGCUGGUCCCAGCAAUCUGCAAUCGGCUACGGCCUCAUUCUGGAUCGAAAGUUAUCGACGCCCUGAGAAGGACUUUAGUUCUAGUCGAUCAAGCCAGAGUCAAUAUGGCCGAAGAAAACGCCCCAAUUACCGUGGAAAUCCUACUGAUGAGACCUUUGUUGAGCAAAGUGUCGCUUGGAUGGCUGAACAACGAUCAGAAUUGCUGAAGCGAGACGAUGUCUCAUUCAACCCAUCCUGGGCAUCUCUUGGUCCAUCCUCAUUUGAUCUGGUGGACUCGGGACUGGAGAUCUCCAUCGACACCGUUCUCUCCCGCCCAACCCUCCCAUCUAGAACCUCCAAGCCGGUCAAAAUCCGCCUACCACCCUACAACCACAGCACCUACCUCAUCCAGGUCCUCGAGACAGCCAUUGGAGACCAGCAGCAUUACUUUCGGCGCAGAGAUAUUCGUGCAAAGUUGGCCCGCAUGCACCAAUCUCCCGAUUCCGCUCAGAGCAAAGACCAGGGCUGGCUCUGCCACUGGCUUUCAAUAGUUGCACUUGGUGAGCUGUACAGCGUCAACAUGCAAUCACAGCUAGACCCACACAAUUCUCUGGCCUCCGAGAAGGCUGUCGGUGCCGGCGUACACGAGAGCCCUGGGAUGGAGUAUUAUCAACAGUCUGUGAGCCUCCUUCAACAAGUCGCCGAAAACCCCGACAUCCAGUAUAUCGAGACUCUGUGUCUGCUGGCCCUCUAUGCCUUCUCUAUCAACCGUAUCAACACCGCCUACAUGUAUGUCGGUGUAUGCAUGCGUGCCGCUUUGUCCCUUGAUCUUCACCGGCACCCUCAGGAUUUCCCUUCCGAGCGGUCUACUCUGCCGGCUGUGGAGCUGGAACACCAAAAAAGACUUUUCUGGACCGUUUAUUACCAAGAUUUGUUGGCCACGAGUACCACAGGACGCCCGUGGGGUGUUCUCGAUGACGAGAUUACAGUUGACUAUGCAGACUCCAGCCGCCUCUCGGCAGAGGAGAUGCUGGAGUUCUUUGAUGACCAAGAGUCGAAUAUCCACCUUGAACUCAUGCGCCUAAGAAGCCAGGCCUACUCGUCGCUUUAUGGUUAUGCUGGCACCGCCAUCAAUCCUUACUCCAACAUUUCCCUGUUCGACUUCAAUCUCGGCGACUGUCUCACACAGCAACACCUGGAUAAGAUCCAUGAAUUCAAUCGGGCACUCAAUACAUGGGAAGCCGAUCUACCGACAGCAAUGAGGAUUGCACGGAGCUGGGACGGUUCAAUGAUGAACAUCAACCGUAUCAACGCCAAUAUGUAUCUGAUAUAUCACCAAUCCAUCCUCGUCAUUGUUCGACCAGCACUCUUCAAUGCAUACAAUCUGCUGUGUAACUCCCAAUCAAUUCCCGUCAUAUCGCACGAAGCAAACCGAACGAAAGCCCAACCGAGCAUUCCAGCACACGUUCUCCAAGUGUUUUUCAUGUCUUCCAUGUCUUCAGCGAGGGAGACUGCUUCUAUUCUGCAAUGGCUGCGGGAUCAAGGGUGUCUUCCAACAUAUUCCUACUUUGUAGCCAGCUUCUCAUUCACCGCUACCAUUGCGCUGUAUGUCGCUCGAGCACUUCAUUUCGCCGUCUUCCACGACCCCUACCUCAUGAGUCUGUUUCCCUUUGAACAGAACGAUCACGCUGCGCUGGAGACGGUGGUUCAACUCCUCAACCAGCAAGCCUCGGCCGGCAACUUGCCUGCAAUAGAAUUUGCUCGACUCUCACGGCUACUAGAUAACAACCUGCAAGCCUUGCAGUCGGCGAUACAUACCGCUGUGAACUUUGGCGACGUUGAUCUCAACUUCUUAACACCCGAAAUCUUAUUGUCGGAGGGCGACAAUGGUUGACUUGGAGUGGGAUAUGAAAUGAAAACUCAACUAGGAUCUGGGCACCCAUCGGGAUUGGGAUUUGGAUCUUCCUCGUGUAGCGUUUCAGGGGCUUUAUCACGAGCACCGGAAUUAGACAUUGGAUCGAUUAGAUAUCCUGGAUAUAACACGGGUAAUAGAAGCAGUUAUGGUACUUGUGACUUGUCGCCAAUACUAUUGCAAAAU